UCAGAAGGGGAGCCAGCUGUUGACAGGACAGUGAUUUGCUGGUUUACUGGGAAUUGAGGUCAGAGCUGCUGGCCAGGGGCAGAGCGCAGAGGAUUGUGAAUGAAGAGUCUGGGAGCUGAAAGUCACGUUGUCUCUUCUUGCCUUGGGGGUGCCUCUGAGUGAGCGUGGAGGUGGAGGGGCAUGCCUCCUCCUGCCCCGUCCCCUCGCCUCAGGCAGACUGGCACCCGAGGGGCCCUUCAGAAAGCAGUGGGCCUAGGAAAGGGUGCAUGAUAGCUGUGACAGGCAGGCUUUUUCCACUGUGCAUGGCUGAGUGAAGAAAAGGAAGGAGCCAGAGGGCAGGGCGCUUCGCUGCAGGGACCCACCUGUACUCGCUGACACUCCCCCACUGCACGGGGCAGGGCCUGGGGCUGGGAGAGCUGCGGCGUCUUGCAGAACCAGGAUUCAAACCCAGGUCUGGCUGUUCCAAAGCCACUGCUCAGCUAGUGUGCAGGGGAGUGGGGGAGGCUCCCUCUGUCCUCUCUUAGUAAAAAUGGGGAUAGUCCUAAAAGAAACACCUGGAGUGGCCUUGUAAGGAAGGAAAGUUCAAGGGCAGAUCAGAGUUGGGGGGGGGUGUUUAGAGGCGCAUGUGAGUUGUAGCUGCCCGCCUGCCCCCACUCCCCUAGGCAGGGCCCAGUCCCGUGGGUAAAGGAACAACAGGACUCAGGGCUGAGAGCACUUAACUCUGCAGGGCCAGGUGCUGGGUACCCUUCCCCCUUGGAGGAUGUAGGGCCCUUUGUUGGUGGGGAGCUCGCUGCUGGGGCUGGGCUCUGGGGGUGGCUGCAGUGGGUCCACCAGUCCAGAUACCUGAGGGCAGUGCCUGUGGAUGAAGCCCGUCCCACCUAAAGGUGAUGCUGGACGUCACAUGGAGCCCAGGACACUGUAGUCCCCCUUCUGUACCAGCCCCGGGCCUGUGAUACAGAGGGAAGCGCUGUGUCUGUGGUGGUGGGGAGGGCUUACGGGCAAAGGAAGGUGGCUGACCCUCUGAGCAGGGUUUGUUGACACAGCCCAGGCCCGAGUGUCAGCCUUAUGCCAUGUGACUGAGGUCUGGGGGCUUUGCCCAAGGGGCAGAGAGGUCAGGAAAUGCUAGUUGGCCCCUCUCCUGAUCCUCUCUGAUCCCCACUCCAGAGACCCUGUCACGUGGGGAACAUGGGGAGGAGCGAGUGUCUGUGUCUAAGUGCCCAUCUCAACCCAGCACUUUGGCCAGGUCAGGCACUGCCCCACACUCUUCACGGAUAUCCCAUCUUGUAUUCUCACAGCAUCCCUGUGAGGGAGGGCCCUUUAUUUUCCCAACUACAGAUGGGUUGACUGGGGCACAGAGAGGUUAAGUCACUCGCCUACAGGCACACAGCUAAGCAGUGUAGAUGUGGGAUUUGAACUCAGAGUAUGACUUUAGCAGCUAAGCUCUCCCAGCUUUACUUGUUAGCUGGCACUUCAUAAAAUACUCCCUGUCCAUUAUCUUGUUUCUCCUUUGACACGCCCUGGGGGAAAAGUAAGGAUUGUUGUUUCCGUUGCACAGAUGAGUACACUGGGGCUCAGAGAUAAGCUUGCUCUGAUUCAUGGCUGACAGAUCAUGUCCCUCUCCCCACCCAGGCUGUAAGCUACCUAAGGGGAGGGGCCAGGUCCCUCCAGCCUGUACCUGGCUCACAGCACAUCCUCACUAAAUGCAGUUCUUUGAUUUAAAUGUGCAGGUGUUCUGUUGUGUGUUCUGAUCAAUCUCUUCAUUUUGCCCCUAGAGCUUUAGGAGCUGGGAAUUAUAGCUCCAUUUCACAGAUGGGGAAUACUGAGGCAGAGCAGUGAGGUGACUUGUCCACUAAACAUAGCCAGUAAGGGACACAGCAGGGUUGAGUGAGGCAGCCUAGCUGGCCUGGGUGAGAAGGGUUUAAACACCAGGGAGACCUAUAUGAAGGGCUAAAGUCAAGUCUGGCCAUACCUGGUGCUGGCGAGGACGUGGAGGAACGGGAACACUCGGGCAUUGUAGGGCAACGUACAUGGUUCGCUGCUCUGGAAAGCAGACUGGCACUUUCUCCUCGAGUUAAACGUAGAUUUCUCGUAUCACUCAAUAUAAUCCCACUCCCGAGUGUCUACCUCAGAGAAAGGAAAACUGGUGCUCACGCAAAACCUGCACGUGAAUGUUUGUAGCAGCUCUGUUCGUAAUCAUCAAACUGGCCACAACUCAGACGUCCUUCACUGAGGGACGGGGUAAACCAACCAGUACAUCCAUGCCAGGGGAUUCCACUCUGCUGUCAAGAGAAAGGGACCUUGACAGCAUGCACGCAGAGGCCUGGGUGAAUUUCAAAAACAUGUUUCUGAAUGAGAGAAGCUGGUCUCCAAGGUUAUAUAUUGUAUGAUUCCCUUUAGGUAACAUAGUUGAAGAAACAGAACUAUAGCAACGGACAACAGAUGGUGGUUGCCAGGGGUGAGGGGAGGAUGUGACUGGUGAUGUGGCCGCCCCGGGCCCUGAUUUGGAGGUGGUGGUUACCUAGAUCUAGCUAUACAUGUGCUAAAAUUCGUGUAACUGCAAACCACAAAAUUGGUCUAUUUUGCUGUAUGCAAAUUAAAAAAUAAAAGGCCAGAGGGAAGGCCGGAAGAGGAAGGGUGGCGACCAGGCAGGUGAGGGGGCCAGCUCUGUGCUGUUCUCUGCAGUGGCUCCCGUGGGCAACCUCCAGUGGGUCCAACCUGGCAGCUGGUGGGGACACCAGGCUGAUUGUAACUUCUACCUGGAUUCACAGGAAGGUGGUGGCAGGUGGCCGAGGUGUUGUGACAGCGCCCCCUUGAGGAGCAGUGCAGUUAAACCCUGGCCGUGGCAGUGGGGCGGCUGCCCUGCUGACUCGCUUCGGGCAGAGCUGCCUUCCCGGUCACCACCAGCUGCCUCCCGUUCCGCGGGCGUGUGUUUGUGUGGGAGGGAAAGCACAGCUGCCCCCCACUUUACAGAGAGCUGGGCCGGGGGCUUAGGAGGGCGUCGGGCCUGGACAUCACUCACCAAAGACCUCCAAUGGUGACGUUGGCCACUGUUUCCCAACUGGAGCCGGUAAGCUACCUGCCCAGUUCAUCCAGUCUCUUUAGAGACCACGUUAUCCAGCACCCUACAGUGCCUUUGUUCUGGUAUUUACUUGCUGGGUGCUUUAUUUUGUUUUAAGCCCCUGGGAAGCUGGAAAACUGGAGGUGACCUGGGGACAUUCCUGCCCCUAGCAGUCCUGGCUGGGGCUGGGAGGGUGCGACUUGCCUGGGCCCACACAACCGAAGGCCUGACUCUGAGGCCUGGGCAGGGGUGUCCAGCAAGCCCACCUCGGGCCCCUGGCUGAGGGACAGGCAGCUUCGGAGCCUUGUGGUUAUUGGGGUGGUUUUCCUGCCUCACUGGACGAUGGCUGUGGGUGGGGAUGAUGGGCUGGAAUCUGGGAGGCACCCAGAGCUGGCUGGGCCUGUGAUAGGGUGGGGGUGCUGUGCUUAUUCGACCUGGUUUCUGUUGAACCUCACUGAACUCGGUUUCCUCGUCGGUAGAGUGAGUGGAAAUAAUACCCAUCUUGCAGGCCGCUGUGAUCAGAGGAGCCCGGGGCCAGCUUCCAGAAGCCUUCACCUCGCUGAGGUUUAUGCUGUUGUCUCCUCCGCGUAGAUUUUGUGCUGACUGAAGGCAAGGACAGCCACUUCAGCGUCUUCGUCACCUAGCCUAGUGACUAGCACACACCUGACAAAGAGGCCUCCCUGGAUCCUGGGCCAGAGUCUGGCCACCUUCUGAGAUCCGGAAGCCGGGCAGGACAAGAAGCUGAGGCCAGAUCUCCCCCCAGCCCUCCCGCAGAGGCCGGGCUCCAGGACAAGAUGGCAGCCAAGCAGCCCCCACCUCUUAUGAAGAAGCACAGCCAGACGGACCUCGUGAGCCGCCUGAAGACCCGCAAGAUCCUGGGCGUGGGCGGGGAGGACGAUGACGGGGAGGUGCACCGCUCCAAGAUCAGCCAGGUCUUGGGUAAUGAAAUCAAGUUUGCUGUUCGGGAGCCUUUGGGGCUCAGGGUCUGGCAGUUUGUUUCUGCUGUGCUCUUCUCUGGCAUCGCCAUCAUGGCCCUGGCCUUCCCUGACCAGCUCUACGAUGCUGUCUUUGAUGGAGUCGAGGUGACCAGCAAGACCCCCAUCCGCCUCUAUGGUGGUGCCCUCCUCAGCAUCUCCCUGAUCAUGUGGAACGCUCUCUACACGGCUGAGAAGGUUAUCAUUCGAUGGACUCUGCUCACUGAAGCCUGUUACUUCGGGGUCCAGUUCUUGGUGGUCACUGCCACGCUAGCCGAGACGGGCCUCGUGUCCCUGGGGAUCCUGCUGCUCCUGGCCAGCCGCCUCCUCUUUGUCGCCAUCAGCGUUUACUACUAUUACCAAGUCGGCCGAAAACCCAAGAAAGUUUAGCCGCCCUCCCGGCCAGGGGCCCGUCUGGGGCAGGGAAGCCCUGACAUCUCGGUUCCCCUUUGGUUCCGGAAGGCAGGAAGGACCCUGCCUCCAGGCAGGCAGGGAUGGCCGCCUUCCUCUCCUCCUGGGCACUCCCCAAAUGCUGUGAUCUCCUGGGCCUUCAGGUUUGGGGAGGGACAGGGCCUCGGCACCCCUGUCCUUCCCCCCACACAGUGACGCCUCCUUUUCUUGAGUCUCUUGGCCUCUGGGUCCCCUGGACAGACACUGACAGAAAAGCCUGAGCCAUGGGGCAUCUGGCCAAGGCCAGGCCCUGCCCCUCUGCCAGGAGACCCUUCCUUCUUGAGAGAGGCUAUGGUCUGCCUCCCUGUCCUCUGCCUACACCCCCAGCCAAUCUAAUGCCCAAGCAGCUGAACUUGGCUUCUGCCCAUUGCUGGAAGACCUGAGAACUUGACCCUGCCCAUUCCUUCAGUGUGGGCCCUCCUCACAUGUAGGUGUCCCCUCUGUCCCCUAGACACCCAGCCCAGUUGUGGGCUAAAGGGCAGUGUGGCAGUCCCCUUUCAGCCUUCUGUGAGGGGGCCCACGGGUGGCCAGAUCCUUGUCCUCGGCUCCAGGCCUGGCUGCCACGGGCUUUCUGGGGGCUUUGCUCUUGGCUACUCUGCCUCCACCCCAGCUCCUGGAGGCCCCUGGUGCCCCCUCCCCUAAUUGGCUUGGGCCCAGAUGGACACCUGGAUAACCCCAGAUGAAGGCCACCUGUAAGUGAUGGGGCUUGGAGAUGAGGAAGAAAGAAAAGCAUUUCCUGUCUCUUGGCCUGUCCUCCAGGGUCUGGGGCUCCUGGCCCAGCCCCCUUUUCCGCAGUAGCCCCCUCCCAGGGUGCUGCCCUCUGGCCUUCCUGGGUAGGGAGGCCUUCUGGCGCAGCCUGGCCUGGCUGUGUAGGACUAGGUGCCCAUCAAACUGAGCAGAAGAAAAAAAAUAGAAAUUACAUCAGGCCACCUCCUUUCAUGCCCAGCCCCCAUCAGAUGCCCUGGAGGAAGCCAAUGGCUGGCUCCCUCAGCGCUGAAGACCCCUGCAGGCCCAGCGGCCUGUGUGCCCCCAUGAGUCCUUUCUCUCCAGCAUACCCAGGACCAUGGCCCUCAUGUCCUGGGGACGGAUGGGGAGAGAGAAGAGGCUGAGACCCUACACUUGGCUCCUGUCUUGGAACAGAGUCGGGGAUUAGAUCAAUGGUCCAGGUGACGCCCAGCUCUGGCCCUGCCACCAGGGCCUCUGCCUGGGAACCUGGCCCUGCCUACAGUGGGCCGCCCUGCCCUCCCCUGGGCCCAGCUGCCCCUGUAGCCACACUCCCAGCCACAUGGCCUGUGCCCAGCGGAGUGGUGACACCACCGCUAUUAACACAACCAGAAAGAGACGUCCAGCAGAUCGGGUGCCCAAAGCUGCUGCCAGUAACUGGCCGAGCGGGAAGGAGCCGACACUGAGUGAGGGCCCCGCCUUUCCCGGCCUCCGUCUCUUGCCCCUGAGGUUCCUGCCUCUGCAGAAUCCUGCCCCUACCGCCGAGCUGUGGGCAGGCUGGGUGCCACCACAGCCUUGGGGAAGUGGUAUCGGUGGCUGGUAGGCCGUGCACCUGGGGCAAGACCAUGUCCUCCAAGCUGAGCCACGCUUUUUGAGGCCCGGUUAAUGUUCCAACAAGUGGUGGAAAGGUUGUCCCAAUCACUGCUGGGCAUGGUAGAUAGGUUCCCUCCCAGGGAGGCUGGCAGGGAACCAUUGGCAUCGGAGUUGGGCCUUUGUUGGGCAUCUGCUGGGGCUGAGCCAGCCAAACUGGGGGCUGGGUGACGUGGCCUUGCCCUUGGGGGUGCUUUUGAGGCCUGCUAGAACAGUGCUGUCCAGCUGUGGCACAAAGCAGUGCUUGUGGAAGUCCAUGCUGCCUGGUUAGACAUCAGAGUAAGGGGGUGGGGGUGGGGUGCUGGUAAACAGACACGGCCCGGGGAUGGGGGACGUUAAUGCUAGGAGGAGCCAUGGUGGUGGUGGGAGAAGGUGACAAAAGGGGGAGGAACAAGGGGACCCAUAAGUCCAGCGAGGAAGGCCUGGUAGGAGCUUGGCUGUCCCUCCAAAGGUUUGAGAAGACCCAGAAGGCCCCUUGCCUGGUUCACUCUUGCCAAGCUCCUGCCUCAGCCCCAGCCUCCCCCUCACCCCUCAGUCAAGAUAACCUUUCCUCACGGUCACUAUUUAUUCUUCGUUCCUUUUCUUUUUGUAAGAAACAGUCACAAAAACCAGUGCAAAACCGUCA
Vicugna pacos (alpaca) is the source of this 6700-nucleotide messenger RNA. NCBI's taxonomy places the organism in Eukaryota, Metazoa, Chordata, Mammalia, Artiodactyla, Camelidae. The record is from RefSeq and is a predicted model, not a curated record.